AUGAAUAACCAGUGCGCUUAUGUCUGCUUCAUGAACAGCGCCUUUCGACGAACGAGCGCGUCGAACUCGACGGGCUUUGCUUUGAUGCUCGCGGGACGUCUCCGGUGUUGGAGUGCGCACCGACCUCGCACGCUUCACCAGGUUGCACUGCGGACGAGUCGGUUAUGCGGAGCGGGUAGAGCUCCAGCGUACGGCGAGUCUGUUCGAAACCGACUGCGAACGCUGCGUUGUCGGAGUCACGCAAACUUGGCAGUACCGUCGUUGCGAGCGUAUCGGAACACGUUAUUCGUACCGGCGCUAGUUGCCGAGGACGGCUGUCUCGCAAGCGUCGAGGAGCAACUAGGCAGCUGCUUGUCGCAGCUAGACGAAUGGUUACGCACUUAUCAGGACUAUGAAGUGGCCACCCUUCGGAUCAACGUCGCCCCGAACCACGACACGCAGCUGCUCCAGCGCCUUGAGCGUGCCUGGGCAGAAAAGCAGCUCCAAUCGCCAGCGGUAACGUGGCUCGAAGCGCGGCCUCUAGUUCCCGCUCGAGACGUGCUUAUAGAGGCCGUGCUGGGGCUGCGGGAGCCGGCUGCAGAGCACUCGCUCCAGACUGUGGCAACCGAGCAGGCGGCCCAGGCGGUGGGCCCCUACGUCCAAGCUGUGCGGUUCCCGCGUGCCGCUACGCUCUAUGUGAGUGGCUGUAUUGGACUGCGUCCACCGCCGGCAAACGAUCUCGCGGGUCCCGAUGUCGAAAGCCAGACCAAACAGGCGCUAGCCAAUAUGAAAGCAAUCCUCCGGGCAGGAGGCAGUGAUGUUGUCAACAUUCUGAAAGUGAUGAUCCUGCUAGAGGAUUUGAGCGACUUUGCCGUUGUGAAUCGGCUGUACGAGGACUGGCUGCGGCAAGGUGGAUGCCAUGGUAGUCGUCUUCCAGCCCGAAGCACAUUUGCGGUGAAGGCGCUGCCCAAGGGCGCAAAAGUUGAAAUUGAGUGCAUCGCAGCGAUCCAGUCGAUGGGAUCAGAGAUCUCUCCAUCGAGCUGCUGA
Cyanidioschyzon merolae strain 10D is the source of this 1026-nucleotide messenger RNA. RefSeq names its product translational inhibitor protein p14.5. NCBI's taxonomy places the organism in Eukaryota, Rhodophyta, Bangiophyceae, Cyanidiales, Cyanidiaceae. The transcript has a single exon. Gene Ontology annotation, molecular function: deaminase activity. The record is from RefSeq and is a predicted model, not a curated record. Gene Ontology annotation, cellular component: cytosol. Bases 1 to 1026 code for a protein of 341 amino acids.